UGGAUGGAUGACAUUGUUAUUUGAGUGCUGCUGAUAUUGGGGAAAAAAUGGACAGAAGGAUCAAACCGCAGACAACAGAAAACACUGAAUGCAGACACUUUUUGUUUCAUGUGUCAUCCAACAUAGCCUCACUGUUCUCACUUCUUGUUUUUUUUCUUUCCAGUCCCAAACCAUGAAUAUUGUGGGCCAGUUUGCGGAGACAGUGUUUGUGACGGUGAAGGAGCUGUACCGUGGCCUGAACCCCGCCACACUUACCGGAGGGAUCGAUGUCAUUGUGGUGCGACAGCCUGAUGGAUCGUUCCAGUGUUCCCCCUUUCACGUCCGCUUCGGCAAGCUGGGUGUGCUCCGCUCCAAGGAGAAAAUUGUGGACAUUGAGGUAAAUGGAGAAAUAGUUGACCUGCACAUGAAGCUGGGUGACAAUGGAGAAGCUUUUUUUGUGGAGGAAAAUGAAAACAUGGAGGUCCCAGCCCAUCUGUGCACCUCCCCAAUUCCUCUUGAGGUCCCUGAGGAGAUCGAGGAGACUGCUGAGGGAUCCUCCAUCGCUGGAUCUGGCGCCCGCAGGAAGAAACGCCGCCGCAAACGCAUGCGUUCUGAUAAUCACCUGAGAGAAGAGGCCCACUCCUCAUCAGAUGAGAGAGAAAGAGAGAAAGAGUGGGAAAGAGAAAGCGAUCAGGCCGGGCAGGAAAGUCCUGCUAAAGAGGAGCCUGUCACACCAUUGCAAGUCAGUAAGUCAGUGUACUACUCGCUGUCUGAGGAGCCAAAUGAGGAGCUGGGGGCCACACAGACCAGAGACAUUCAUCCACACUCAGAUGGAGAGCAGUCACCCUCGGAGAGCAGUGUGUUCUACAGCCGACCACCUUCUCCUAAGAGUGACUCUGAGCUCCUGGUUAAACCCCAAGAGUCCUCUGGGCCUCAGAUGCAGUGGAACUGGGGAGGUUUUCCCAUGCUGUGUCAAUCAGAGAGGACACCAGUGGAGAUGCAGCACAUGUCCCCCCCUUCCAGCAGUUUCCAUUUCCGCACCAUUGAGAGACAAGACUCCUUUGACGUGUGCUAUGAACCUGUGAUCAGCUGUGGCAGAGUGGGCAGUGUAACAGUGGUCAGGCCACAACCCAGGACUCACUCCCUAGACCUAGGUAGCCACACCAUGCAAACCACCCCUUUAUGUAAGGAGAAAAACUCUCACAUUGCCCAUUCCACCCCCAGUGAUCUCUCCACAUUAGGGGAAGAGGAGAACAGAGACUCAUUUUCCUAUUCAGCUGAUCUAAUUAAUGGCACCGAUUCUCUUGCUAGCAAAGAAAGCACAAUCAGUGUUGAGCAUAUUAGCACUGUGACUGAUAUAGUUAGUCCUGGAAGCAAAAAUAGUGUGGUCGGUGUGAACAAACCAAAGAACGCACAAAAACAACUCAUAAAAGAGAGCGAAGACUGCACAGUAACAAGUCCAAGUAGUUCAGCGUUAUCAAAUCCACAACAGCAGGGUGCCUUAUUGGAGCACAUUGAACAGGGUUCCACCAUUAGUGCCCCUGUCAGUGAGGGGGAUAGUGGGAUAGAUCCCUGUGCUGAAGGAGGGGAGGAGGACGGUGGACCUGGAGGGACUGAAGGGUCAGCAGUAGGCUCACUGACCAACAAAGGUGCACCAAAAGCUGAAGAGAGAGACGCUGGGACCAGCUGCACCGCUGCAGAGGGGUCAGCAAACUCUUCUGAGGUAUCCUCCAAAGUAGAGCAACAGGACAAGAAGAAAGGUAAACGUAAUCACCAUCUAGGACCAACAGGUAUUUACUUGGAUGAUCUCACCACGUUGGACCCUGAGGUGGCUGCACUCUACUUCCCCAAGAGUGAGACAGAGGGAGCAUCUCAGCACGGGGCAGAGCAAGGCUCCUUCUCAGGGAGCCAGUCGCCUCAAUCAGUGGGCAGCGGGGCCAUGGACAGCGGUACAGAGUACCUGUCAGAUUCCACCUCCUACAACAUGGAUGUCAGCAUGUCCCUCUGCGGACAUGUGGGUGACACCAGUCAAAUCACUAAAGAAAAGUUUAUGGAGCACAUUGUGACAUACCAGGAUUUUGCCAACAAUCCAGGAAUCAUUGAGGAUCCAAGCCUUGUGAUCUGCAUCAACUCCAACUAUUAUAACUGGGCAGUGGCUGCUCCAAUGGUCUUGUCAAUGACAACUUUCCAGAAAAACCUACCCAAGGGUACGAUAGAGCAGCUGGUGAAGGACAAGAUGCCCAAAAAGUCUGGACGCUGGUGGUUCUCCUGGAGGAGAAGAGACAUGGACAAUAACCAGCAAAAGAACUCAAAGGACGAGCAAGAGGAGACACUGGCAAGUGUUUCUUCCAAAGUUCCAAAAGCCACACUGGAUGACAUUGAGAGUGAUGAGGCAGCGGGCCUCGGUCGAAAAGCCUCCAUUGCUUCCAGCCUAUCAACAGAAACCCUUAGCGCCACUCAGUGCAUCAGCCAGAUGUAUCGCAAAUCACUACGUCUGACCUCUAAACAGAUAGAGCACUUAGCCCUGCGUGAAGGAGCCAACAAGGUGGUGUUCAGUGUGACCACACAGUACCAAGGCACCUGUCGCUGUGAGGCUGCCAUCUACCUGUGGAACUGGGACGAUCGCGUCAUCAUAUCAGACAUAGACGGCACCAUCACUAAGUCUGAUGCUCUGGGUCAUAUUCUACCUCAGUUUGGAAAAGACUGGACACACAAAGGCAUUGCCAAACUCUACCACAAAAUACACCAAAAUGGCUAUAAGUUCCUGUAUUGUUCAGCGCGGGCCAUAGGUAUGGCUGCCAUCACCAAGGACUACCUUCAGUGGGUCAAUGACAAAGGCACUGUCCUCCCUAAAGGCCCUGUACUGUUGGCUCCCAGCAGCCUUUUUUCAGCACUACACAGGGAGGUUAUUGAGAAGAAGCCGGAGGUUUUUAAAAUUGCCUGUCUCAGUGACAUCAGGGACCUGUUCAACCCACAGAGACAGCCCUUCUACGCGGCCUUUGGCAACAGGACUAACGAUGCUUAUGCCUAUAAGCAGGUUGGGGUGCCUGAUACCAGGUUAUUUACCGUCAACCCAAAAGGAGAGCUCAUCCAGGAGAAGAGUAAAGGCAACAAGUCCUCGUACAGCCACCUCAGUGAGUUGGUGGAACAUUUCUUCCCCAUGCUCUCUGUCGAGGGCAGCACGUCCUCUACUUUGGACUGUCCUGAGUACAGCAGUUUCUCCUAUUGGAAGGAGCCUCUACCAGAACUGGACCUGGAUGCUCUGCUGUAGAGACACACGCGCACACACACACAGACACACACAAAUUUUAAGGCAAACACAUACACUCUUGUGUUUGUUCUCUCCUUUUCCAGAGGAUUUCCAAAGGACUUUUCCCAACAUGCCUGAAUAUUGCCUUGCCUUGAUAGACCUGCCAACUGCAGUGCCUGUUUAUGAAACACUGAAAACUGGAGCAGAAAGAGACAACUGUUCUGUCUUACAAAGACUGAACCAAAUGAAGUUAUAAUAUGCAUGGAGUCCACAUUUCCAAAAUAAGUGUAUACAACAUUAUACAGCAUUUAAUCACACUGCUCUUACACCGACUGUGGCUACAGUAUUGUGCUAUUUUUAUGUGAAAAUCCUACAAUGAACACAACUGGACAAAUAUGCCUUUGGACCGUUUCAGAUUUUUGUUAUUGUAUGUACCAGCAUCAUUGUCAUUCCAAAAUAGAAUUUAAACAGUGUAUUGGUAUAAUAACUCAAAGGACUGUCACACUUAAUACUGUCACACAUUUCAGCUCUGAACACUUACCAAAAACACAUUUGAAUAGAAAUUGAGCUCUAUUGGAUAAGUAUUACGCGAAUCCUGCACAUGCCAAAACUGUCUAAUUAUUAUUUCCUAUUGACUGAUCUGGAAAAUUUCAGUUCACUGCUUGAAGCUCAUACUCGAAGCGCAAAGGGACCCAGGCAAGCACAGCUACAAAACAAACCCGUUAUCCUUAAUUCGGUUGACAUUAGAAAGAUUGUGUGUCUUUGGACUUCAGCGUUGUGGGGAGGGUUUUUAUAGCUACAUGUACCAAGCAACCAAGUAUGGUGUGAGAAUGUAUUUAAGAUGCUUUGGAUCAUUUCAAAGUCUGUUUGACCCUAAUAAGACUGAGAUAAGUGGGGUUUGCCCUGAGUGAUGCUGAGCAUUAUUCUGUUGUCAGAGAUCGUUUUUGGCGAGCGCAAAAGUGCUUCCGAAUUACAUUUGACUCGCCUGAGUAAUAAGCAAUUGGAGCUCUGGAUGGGAAGCUAGUUAAUCUGAGCAUAUUAUCAUUAUUAAACUACAACAUGCACAUUUCAGACAUCUUCCUUUCAGGUACUGCGCUACCAAGUUUAGAAAUGUUUGUACACUACAUGAAUGCGGAGGUGGGUCAGACUGACAAAUGACUUUGAUUCCAGAGAUGUGUAAACAGACCCUUGGGGAGAAUUUUCAGUUGUGAUUUAGCCUGACGCUGUCCCUUUGUACUAUAAUAACACUGUUAUAUUUAUUAUUUUUGAAUAUCUUUCAUCAUCCAACUGUGUAGGGAUGCAUUGGAGCUGAGGAUUUUGCUGUUUUUAAACCCAAUGUAAAGAAAUAUAAAUGAAUUUAAAAUAAAGUUCUGUCAGUUUUAAUGUGAAA
Siniperca chuatsi (mandarin fish) is the source of this 4619-nucleotide messenger RNA. RefSeq names its product phosphatidate phosphatase LPIN2-like. Gene Ontology annotation, molecular function: phosphatidate phosphatase activity; transcription coactivator activity. The transcript is spliced from 19 exons. The record is from RefSeq and is a predicted model, not a curated record. Gene Ontology annotation, cellular component: nucleus. Gene Ontology annotation, biological process: fatty acid catabolic process; positive regulation of transcription by RNA polymerase II; triglyceride biosynthetic process. NCBI's taxonomy places the organism in Eukaryota, Metazoa, Chordata, Actinopteri, Centrarchiformes, Sinipercidae. The coding region runs from base 89 to 3250 and encodes 1053 amino acids.